Trichomycterus rosablanca is the source of this 1525-nucleotide messenger RNA. RefSeq lists its product as uncharacterized. The coding region runs from base 219 to 587 and encodes 122 amino acids. The transcript has 7 exons. The record is from RefSeq and is a predicted model, not a curated record. NCBI's taxonomy places the organism in Eukaryota, Metazoa, Chordata, Actinopteri, Siluriformes, Trichomycteridae.
AAGAAUCUAAUGCCACUUCUAUACCACUGCUUCCCAAGACUCCAGGUGUGGCUACAAAAAGAAACUCCAGUGGUAAAUUAGCCACAGGAAUCUUAAUUCUCAUCAUCAUCCUGGUCCUCAGCGCUGCCCUCGCUGUGCUGUUGUACAUUCUUUGGAAAAAAGGAAAAAGAUAUUCCUUUGAUCUGACGAACACUGACCACGAAACCCCGCUCCGGAGCAUGGAGCAUGGAGGAUUCAUCGACCAAACCAAAGUAGCAGAAUUGCCUACAAACUUGGAAGAGGAUUCCAGUGAAACCAAGCCAGUAGCGAACGGAUGUGCUGGAGACAAACCUGAACAAACGCCAUCCUCUCCUGUGCUGAACAUCCCGGAAGAGAACAGCUUCUCGUCAGAGAGCAGUCUAUCUCUGGAUGUGAAGAAAGUCGGGUUUAAUUUGGACCUCGAUCUGAUUGGAGAUUCUGUUCUUGCAAAUGAAGCUUCAUCCGAACCAAAGGACCAGGAGCAAAGUGAAAACAACAGCAAUGACUCAAACACUGACAACGACCCUGUGGAUUUCUUUACUGAGAUUAACCUGGAUGAGCCACAGUAACACACACAGGGGGUAGACAAAAUAACAGAAACCAGUGACAACAGCUUCAUAUCAAGUAUCAAAUAGUAAUAAGGUUCAGUUUUUGCCUUCAGACAGCUUUCAUUCUCAUAGAAAUGCUGCCAUACAAACAACAACCAAAAUGGUUCAGUGGGAUGUUGGCGCUUCUUCGACUCUUCAAGGGAUGAAGAUCUACUCUACAGUCUGUGUUUUACUGAUGUUUAGAUUUAGUCAUUGCAGAGAGCAUGGAAGGAGCCUGGCUUCAUCCUGAUGUGUGUCAAACUAUUCUUUGAAAACAUCUUAAGCUCACAAGUUCAAAUCUCAGCUCUGCUAAUGGCUGGCCGGGCGCUUUCACAGACUGCCAUGACUUGUGAGACUGUUUCCCUCAAAUAUGAAGGCUGAUGCACAUGGAUUUUACACCCUUUUCACACUGGACAGUAUCCUGUGGUAGGGUACAUUUUUAAAUUGUAAUUAAUCUGUAUCUCAAGUUAAUCUUCUUAUUAAUGUACUGUUUUUGUUAUUUUGUCCACCUCGUCUAUAUACACAUAGUAUUACUUAACGUUCGUUUACUUUUUGUUAAAUUCUCAUAAAAUUUUAAUCCUGGUCUGGGUCACGUCGGGUUCGGUUCUACCAGGAAACUCUGGGUACAAGGUAGGACUACCGAGGAAAGGGCUCCGACCUAUCGCAGGGGUUCGGUUGUCCCUCCAGGCUCUGGCCCCCUUAGACAUAGCCAAUCAUGUCCGUGUAGAUGACUGACAGCUCUCAGCAAUUGUGGGCUAGCAUAAAUAGUGACAUAAUAAAAAACAUUUCUAUUUUUAUAUUUUGUACUUCAUAAUGCAGCUUAUGUAUAAAAUAAAAGUUUUGUAUUUUUAUUAAUAAAACUGUGUUAGUUAUAAAUGUUCAGACAUUAAACUGGUUUGGUAAUAAAACUGAUUGCACUA